Molecule: messenger RNA, 558 nt
Organism: Colletotrichum chrysophilum
Lineage: Eukaryota; Fungi; Ascomycota; Sordariomycetes; Glomerellales; Glomerellaceae
Exons: 1
Coding region: 1-558 (185 amino acids)
Biological process (GO): thiamine metabolic process
Molecular function (GO): ribonucleoside triphosphate phosphatase activity
Source: RefSeq, a predicted model, not a curated record
AUGUCUUCCGAAAAGCGGUCAGUCGUUGCCGUCUCGUCGAAGAAUCCCGUCAAAAUCAAUGCCGCAAAGCAAGGCUUUGAGUUAGCUCUAGCUGGCGAAUUUGAGUUCAAGGGAGUCAGCGUCCCCUCCGGUGUCCCAGACCAACCGCUCUCCGACAAAGAGACGCUCCUGGGAGCUUUGACUCGGGUGCGGAACGCUCAGGAGGUUGAGAAGGAUGCAGACUAUUGGGUCGGAAUUGAAGGAGGCGUCGAAGUCCCGGAGGAUGCAAACGGCGCGUAUCUAAACUUUGCAUGGAUCGUGGUUGCGAAUCGCGAAGGAAAGAUGGGCAAGGCACGCAGUGCAGCCUAUUAUCUGCCGGAAGAAUCAGCCAACUAUCUGCGUCAGGGAAUGGAACUGGGACAUGCCGAUGAUGCAGUGUUUGGUCACGUCAACUCGAAGCAGACGAGAGGUUCAGUUGGCCUGUUGACUGAUGAUCUGAUUGACCGAACAAAGUACUACACCCAUGCUAUGAUUCUGGCAUUGAUCCCUUUCAAGAACAGCAAAUUGACAUUCGUUUAA